Molecule: messenger RNA, 702 nt
Organism: Candida tropicalis MYA-3404
Lineage: Eukaryota; Fungi; Ascomycota; Pichiomycetes; Serinales; Debaryomycetaceae
Product: acetate uptake transporter family protein
Exons: 1
Coding region: 1-702 (233 amino acids)
Cellular component (GO): plasma membrane
Molecular function (GO): acetate transmembrane transporter activity
Source: RefSeq, a predicted model, not a curated record
AUGUCUUCAAUUUCGUCACAGUCGUCUGGUAAAAUCACUUCUUAUGAAGAUCAUCACAAAAUGCCUAUUCAAGCCAUUUCUUACGCUGGUGAAGGGGAUGAGUUUGUCAUCCUUGAUGGAAAGAAAUACUAUCGUCAUGAAUUAAUGAGAGCUUUCGCAGGUACUUUAAACCCUGGGCUUGCACCAUAUCCAAAAUAUGAAUUUGGUAAUGCUUCAGCAGUAGGUUUAGCAAGUUUUGCCCUUUCAACAUUUGUUCUUGGUUUAUACUAUGCUGGAGCUAAAGGAAUUAAAGUUCCUAAUGUUGUUGUUGGUCUUUGUAUCUUUUAUGGUGGAUUAGUUGAAUUUCUUGCUGGUGUUUGGGAAUUCUUUUGCGGUAAUACUUUUGCAUUCACUGUUUUCUGUAGUUUUGGUGCAUUUUGGAUUACUUUAGGUACCAUGAAUGUUGAAUCCUUUGGUAUGCUUUCACAUUAUGAUGAUCCAAUAAUGGCUAAUAAUGCCGUUGGUUUAUUCUUACUGGGUUGGGGUAUUUUUACAUUCAUGAUGUUGAUAUUGACUUUCAAAGCUACUUAUGCAUUCGUGGCAUUGUUUGCUACUUUAGAUGCUGCAUUUUGGGUUUUAGCUGCUGGUAAUAUGAUUCAAAGUCAAGGUUGUAUAAAAGCUGGUGGUGUUUUAUGUGUCAUCAGUGCUUGCUGCGGGCGGUAG